AUGAGGCCAAUAUCAGAACCACAAAUACCAAGCUACCUGCCAAUCGCGAAUCCCCAUGGUCACUACGCACAGUCCUCAAUCCCAUUAAAGCUCUGGCAAAAGGCCGGUUCAACGAAAAUCCACGACGACCGCCAGAGAGAUAUCAACAGUUGGCUAGAUGUGAACCCACGUCUACGACAUGAGAUUCUCACAGACGACAGUGCAGACGAGUACGUUCGUGAGCAUUUUGCCAACUACCCAGAGGUCCUUGAUCUCUAUCUCUCACUUCCGGUCCCAAUCCUAAAAGCCGAUCUCCUUCGUCAAUUGAUCUUGUACGCCGACGGAGGAAUUUGGAGCGAUCUUGACGUGACAUGUCACAUACCAAUUUAUACUUGGAUCCCGGAACAAUUUCAAAACAAAACAAACGUCGUCGUCGGUUUGGAAUUCGACGGGUUCCAGUUCGCGAGUUGGACGAUCAUGACAAAACCUAAGACAAGCCAUAUCGUGGCGGUCAUGAAAUAUAUCAUCGAUAGACUGAAGGCAUCUGCUGCGCAGUACAAUGUGACCACUGCACAACUUAACAUGACGAUGAUCAGCGAUGUGGUGGAAGUUACGGGUCCCCAGGCCAUGACUAUUGCUCUAUUGCAGAAUCUGGAGAAGGAAAUGGGCGUUCCUUUCGGCCGGGCAAAUAUAACCAACAUCAAAGAACCCACCCUAUUUCAGGACGUACUCGUGUUGCCUAAUGCGGCCUUUUCCUCUAGACAGGCUGGCUUCCCGGCGGACAGAGGGCCUUAUCUCGUUGAACACCAUUACGCUGGCUCUUGGAAGAAUGUCAAUGGUGGCGAGACGAAAUCUUGA
Molecule: messenger RNA, 837 nt
Organism: Penicillium roqueforti
Lineage: Eukaryota; Fungi; Ascomycota; Eurotiomycetes; Eurotiales; Aspergillaceae
Product: glycosyltransferase family 32 protein
Exons: 1
Coding region: 1-837 (278 amino acids)
Biological process (GO): protein N-linked glycosylation
Cellular component (GO): mannan polymerase complex
Molecular function (GO): alpha-1,6-mannosyltransferase activity
Source: RefSeq, a predicted model, not a curated record